CAUGGACAUGGGAAACUACAGUGAAGUUUUGGACCCAACUUACUCGACCUUGGAGUUUGACACUAUGCAGAUUCUGUAUAAUCCCAAUGACAGUUCUGCCCUGGAGACCACAAGUAUGAAUACCACAGACAGUGGUGUAAACUGUCUAUGUGCCAUCUGUGGUGACAGAGCAACAGGAAAGCACUAUGGGGCAUCCAGUUGUGAUGGCUGCAAAGGCUUCUUCAGACGUAGCAUUCGGAAGAGUCACGUUUAUUCCUGCAGGUUCAGUCGCCAAUGUGUUGUUGACAAGGACAAAAGGAAUCAAUGCAGAUAUUGUCGAUUAAGAAAGUGUUUUAGAGCAGGAAUGAAAAAAGAAGCGGUGCAAAAUGAACGUGACAGAAUCAGUACGAGAAGAAGCACAUAUGAGGGCAGCAACAUUCCCUCCAUAAACACUCUGGCACAAGCUGAAGUGAGGUCCCGCCAGAUCUCAGCCCCAAGCCCCAGUGCCAGCACUGACAUAAACAUUAAGAAAAUCGCAAGCAUCAGUGACGUUUGUGAGUCCAUGAAGCAACAGCUCUUAGUCUUGGUGGAAUGGGCCAAAUACAUCCCCGCCUUCUGUGAACUGCCCUUGGAUGACCAGGUGGCCCUGUUGAGAGCUCACGCUGGAGAACACCUACUGCUCGGAGCUACAAAGAGAUCCAUGAUGUAUAAAGAUAUUUUACUUUUGGGAAACCACUACGUUAUUCACCGCAACAGCUGUGAAGUUGAAGUCAGCCGUGUGGCCAAUAGAGUUCUUGAUGAGCUGGUUAGACCCUUCCAAGAGAUCCAGAUAGAUGACAAUGAGUAUGCAUGCUUGAAGGCCAUUGUGUUUUUUGACCCAGAUGCGAAGGGAUUGAGUGACCCUGUGAAGAUUAAGAACAUGCGGUUCCAGGUGCAGAUUAGCCUGGAGGACUACAUCAAUGACCGGCAGUAUGACUCUCGCGGCAGGUUCGGAGAGCUGCUGUUGCUGCUGCCAACACUGCAGAGCAUCACCUGGCAGAUGAUCGAACAAAUUCAGUUCGUCAAACUGUUCGGCAUGGUCAAAAUUGACAACCUUCUUCAGGAAAUGCUGCUGGGUGGUGCUGCCAAUGAUGGUAGUCAUCUCCAUCACCCAAUGCACCCACAUUUGUCUCAAGAUCCACUAACUGGGCAAACUAUACUUUUAGGUCCCAUGUCCACACUGCUUCAUACGGACCAGAUUGCAACUCCAGAAACCCCACUACCUUCCCCACCCCAAGGCUCUGGACAAGAACAGUACAAAAUCACUGCAAACCAAGCUUCAGUCAUUUCACAUCAACCCCUCUCUAAGCAAAAGCAGUUGUGAGAUGGGGCUUCCUUCUGAAUGGCACUGCAUAAAUGUGAAACACAUUGGUCUUCAAAUGUCUCAGGAUGAUACUUAUGUCUACUUUAGGCAAGGCUUCUUCAUGGUGCUGUUGUAAGAUGGUAUCCUAUUUUCUUGUUUGUAAACACAUUUUGUUUAUUGUUGCUGUAAAGCUUUCACGUGCAACCUAUGUAUAUUUGACUUUGAGGCUGUUAUAUAAUGUA
This is a messenger RNA of Arvicanthis niloticus (Nile rat), 1563 nucleotides long. RefSeq names its product hepatocyte nuclear factor 4 gamma (gene Hnf4g). Gene Ontology annotation, biological process: regulation of DNA-templated transcription. Lineage: Eukaryota; Metazoa; Chordata; Mammalia; Rodentia; Muridae. The record is from RefSeq and is a predicted model, not a curated record. Gene Ontology annotation, molecular function: DNA-binding transcription factor activity; zinc ion binding; RNA polymerase II cis-regulatory region sequence-specific DNA binding.